AUGGCAUUUUCCCACCUUUGUGACCCCCUGGGUGGGGCUAUUGGGUCCCAGCUACGUGCUGGGACAGGAAGCCCUUUGUCAGGGAGCCCCUCACCCAACCACCUCGAGGGCUCCGGCGAGGGCUCCGGCGAGGGCUCCGGCGAGGGCGGCAACCCCACCACAGUCUCCUGCUUCUCCCAGCAGGCAGCUGACAGACACCACCUCCCUUGCCCUCCCUAUCUGGAAGACAGGAAACUGGAGGGUAAGCCUCAUGGGACUGCAUUUUGUUUAAGCUUUAUUAACAACACUCCUCUGUUUACUUUGGGAAACGUAUAA
Molecule: messenger RNA, 315 nt
Organism: Rangifer tarandus platyrhynchus (Svalbard reindeer)
Lineage: Eukaryota; Metazoa; Chordata; Mammalia; Artiodactyla; Cervidae
Source: the annotation of a GenBank genome assembly